AAGAAGCUGAGGUCUAAAGAAAUGAGACAUGGAUAGUGGGGGAUUUUGUUCCAGAUGCAUCUUUUUGCACUAUGCCAGCUUUACAAAAUGUUGUUUUCCUCCUGAGCGAGGGCAAGUCAUUUGUAUGGAUGGGCCUGGCUCCUCGGCUCCUCUCCCUGGGCUGGCACCACCCCCAGUUACCAGCCUAGCAACGGCAGCUCACAGCCCUGAAGCCGGAGCUUGGCAGUCCCCGCAUGGGACCAUUAAAACCAACUCAGCUGCAGAACAGGUAUUCGGAGCAGCUGUGACCAGCGGACCUGGGGGAAAGGCCCCGCUAGGAGAACCAGGCACUUUGGGGCCCCUGUUCCCAUGCAGCAUGAUGGCCCUGAGGAUUUUCCGUUGCCCGAGCUGCGACAUGGGCUUCCGCUCCAAGCACCUGCUGGACAAGCACGUGGAGAAGUUCUGCAUUGGCCGUCAGGCAGCAGGCGACUCCUUUGCUCUCAAUGCCAGACACCGGGAGCAGGGGAAGAAGAUGCCCAGGAACACAGACACUCCAGACCACACGCAGCGGCAGCUGGGCGACCCGCGGGUGAGGAGAGUCCGUCUGGGACAGCAGCCGCAGGACUUCCUGAGCGACCGCGAGAGGAACCUUCUCGGAGGCUAUGAGCUUAAAGGGAGCCCCUCAGACAGCCGGGCCUUGAGGAAGCUGACGGAGGAGUUCCACAAACUGAGGAUGUCUCUGGAGGACACUGUCCCUACUCUCCCACCCUUGAAGCCAGAGGAGGAUGCCGGCCGUCUGAUUUCCCACCGGCAGGGGUACAGGGAGCGGCUGCAGGAGAUAGCAAAGGCGCACGAGCACCAGAUGGCUGCUAUCCAGGCCAGGAACCAGCAUCUGGAGCGGCAGGGAGAGGAAAUCCGCAGGCGCCUGUCGGAGCUGGCCCUCAGCAACUCUUCCAGCGCGCACGUCGAGCAGCAGCUGCUGGAGCUGAAGGCCCAGGAGGGGAAGAAUCAGCUGGCGCUGGAUGCUCUAAGACACCAGAUUGGGCUCAUGCAGGCUGCAGACACGAGAAGCAGGUUGGAGCCAGACAGCCGUACCAACGCAGCCGGGGCCACGGAGAAGGUGGGCGAGAAGGUCUCCAUCAGUCUCAUCCCAUUCCCUCCGGCUGCCGGGCCCCUCUCCUCAGAAAUCAGAGCCCUGCACCUGGCCUACCUGCAGGGUGGGGGGAGUGACCCUGCCGUUCUGGCGCAGAUGUACGACCUGCAGGUGGAGGCCACGGCGCUGGAGAGGGCGGCUGGGAGGCAGGAACACAAGGAGAGGAAGAAAAAACACCAGGCGGCCGGCGUUGGCCCCCGGGGCCUGGACGCAGAGCUGCUGGCUGUGGAACUGGAGAAUCAGCGGCUGGAGGACGAGCUUUUUAAGCUGAAGAUGCAGAGGGAUAAGAGGAGGGUGGAUGACGGUAGGCAGGGCAUGUCCAGCCUCUCUCCGCAGCACGGAGCAGGUGGCACAGAGGGAUCCCCUGAGUGGGGCAUCUGGGUUGCUCCCCUCCCUCCCUUCCCCGGUGGACCAGGACCCACGAUGGCACCCUGCGUUCAGGCUGCUUGGCAGUGCGCCUCCCCUCUGCUUUCUGGCUCCCUUCCCCCAGGCGCGCUGGACAAGGAGCUGGCGGAGCAGCAGCGGGCACACGCGAUGGAGUUGGCUCAGCUGCACGCCGAGGUCGGGAUGCUGAGACGUGAGGCAGAGAGGGUGCAGCCACGACGGGCUGGGAGGAGGUCGCCACCCAUGCUCCCACCGCCAGUAGCCCCACCCCUGCCACCGCCCUUGCCUCUGCCAGGCCUGCGUGAGCUCCCCUUCAUGCAGGACCGAAUGGGACCUCAGACCCAUCUCAGCAGAUACUUGCUCGACGCUCUGGGACCUGCUCCGUAUGACCCAGCGGCCGGCUUUGUGAUAUUCUACGACUUCCUGCUGGGCUUGGACCCGACCUUCUUCCAGGUUUGCCUGGUGGCUGGGCUUUACCGUGAUGGGCAGGAGAUGGGCAAGCCAACCCCUCUCCCUGUCGCUUACUGCCAAGUGGGCCAGUCCCCACCCUAUGUAGUAGAUGGGCAGAGAGGCAACGGUGCAAUCCUAUCGGCUAAACAGCCGGUCCCAAGAGUCCGGCCCUCAACGUCCAUCGCUCUGGUGAUGGAGCUGCAGGCCUCUGGGGGCUUCGACGCCUACGGGCAGGAGAUCCAGCGCCUGGCCUCCCGGGGAUGGGCCAAAAUCAACCUUUUUGACCAGCUCCACCAGCUGAUCAGCGGGCGAUGGAAGAUUCCGGUCCGGUUGCUUCCGGUGCAGCCAGGCCUCACAACAGAACAGCUGAAUGGGAUCCCUCAGGCUGGCAAGACGGAGCUUUACCUUCGGGUGGUGAAUGCGAGAGACGCCGACGUGCAGUCGAUGGCCGAGAUCGACCCUGGCAACGCCGCCAUGUACCAAUACCCUCCCACGGUGUCCAGCCGCACAGCGCCCCCUGCAGGCAGCCUUCCAAUCCAACGCCCUUUCCACCCUGCCCCCACCAGCCUGUACCUUUCUGCUCCUCCUUACGCUGGCUUUGUUGACCCGCCUCCUAUUCAGGAACAGCAUGUCCAGCACAAAACUAGUCAAAGGCGUGGUGGAGCAGCCCUUCGGGGCGGGAAGCUGACGGAGGCCCAGGAACGCAGGGUGCAGCCCCAGCAGGGAGAGCCCAGGAAUGACGACAAUGCGGGGAAGAGGUUGGGGUUCAUCAUAGACCGGGUGAAAGGCGCCCCGCUGGGAGACGGGGUCCUCAGGCUGACCGGCUAUCACCAGAAAACGGGGCAGGUGAUCAGCACCAGGAACUCCGGGAUGACUUGCUACGCGACCCCUGUGAGAUCCAACAUUAAACUCGGCUACUUCAUAUUCGGGGAGCAGGAGGUGACUUUCCUGGACCUGCUGCCGCAGGAGGACAUGAUCCUGAUUGUCCGCUUUUACCACUGGCCCAGUGGAGGGGUGGCCACCACCCCGUGGGACCAGGGGUCGGGCGGGCAGCAGCUGCUGCUGGGAACUGAUGCGUGGUUGGCUGCCUGGGCCAUCCUCAGACUGACCAAGCCUGCUGGAUCCGGUGUGGCGACGAAGGGGGGCCUAGGAGCAGUGACCUGGAACACGGGGCCCCACGAUUUGACCCUGUAUCAUGGCCCUGUGCCUCCUGCCCAUACACUCUCAGUCCUGCCCGAGGAGCGGCAGCACAGGGGCUUCGAGCCAUACGGCAGUGCCAGCGUGAGGCUGCACCUGUUCAGCGACGAGAAGCCGGAGCAGCCUUUCCCACCCGAGUCGCCAGUCCCUCUCAGCCAGCCGCAGGACUGGCCCUGGGCGGCGUUCAUCCAUCACACCAGGGAGACGCCCGCCUCGGAGCCCUUCAGCGCCACAGACGGCUUCGACCUGUACAUUGACGGGGCCCGGUUCCUGCCUGAUGCCGUCACCAUCACUAGGGUCGCUGGCCGGAUCUUUGACAGCCACUACCACCAAAUCGGGCCAGACAUUUCCACCGCCAUUGAUUUGAGCAGCAAUAUCUUCGAGCCACUCUACAACUAUCGCGUGGAGAUCCGGAAUCCACCAGUGCCGCCCUCCGCUACGCUCUUGCUAAAGGUCUGUGCCGCGGCCAGGCAGGUGACAGAUGUCAUCUCCCCGGCUGGCAGGAUCUCCACAAGCCCUUGCUGUGUGGGGCAGGAGAGGGGAGCUGCUCUUCCCCUGCGAGUGACGGGACUGUACUGAGUUUGUGCAAGGUGCUGGCCCAGCUUUUCUCCCCGGGGGGCUCUGACUCGACACCGAGCUGCCUUUGAUUCUUACAGCUCUACUCCCUGGAUCGGUUCAGUUCCAAGCUCGUCCUGAUCGGCUGGGCAGUUCUCAAUCUCUUUGUGGAAUCUGGGACGCACAGA
Molecule: messenger RNA, 3906 nt
Organism: Trachemys scripta elegans
Lineage: Eukaryota; Metazoa; Chordata; Testudines; Emydidae
Gene: CCDC17
Product: coiled-coil domain containing 17
Exons: 24
Coding region: 29-3742 (1237 amino acids)
Source: RefSeq, a predicted model, not a curated record